GUCAGUACUUCCGGGUUGCUUUUCAGGCUGCGUUUUGUUGUCAGGCGGUGAAAGGGAGAGACUGUUUUGUCUUUUUUUCGUUUUUAUCCAACCAGUUUAUUAAAGAUACUGUCGAGAUGAAUCGUAUCUUCGGACGAGGAAAACCCAAAGGACCACCGCCGAACCUCACGGACUGUAUAUCAGGUGUUGACUCUCGAGCAGAGUCAGUAGAUAAGAAAAUAGCCAGGCUUGAUGCCGAACUGAUGAAAUACAAAGACCAGAUGAAGAAAAUGAGGGACGGCCCAUCAAAGAAUAUGGUGAAACAAAAAGCAAUGCGAGUCCUCAAACAGAAGAGAAUGUAUGAAGGGCAGAGAGAUCAAUUGAUGCAGCAAUCAUUAACAUGGAACAAGCAAACUACACCAUCCCAGACGCUAAAAGACACCAAGACCACUGUGGAGGCAAUGAAAAUCGGUGCCAAAGAAAUGAAAAAAGCAUACAAGAAUGUUAAAAUAGAUCAGAUUGAGGAUCUGCAAGAUCAGUUGGAGGACAUGAUGGAAGAUGCUAAUGAAGUGCAAGAAGCUCUUAGUCGCAGCUAUGGGACACCAGAUAUUGAUGAAGAUGACUUGGAAGCAGAGCUGGAUGCACUGGGUGACGAACUCCUUUUGGAUGAUGACAAUUCCUAUCUGGACGAAGCAUCUUCGGCUCCAGCUAUACCUGAGGGAGCACCAGGAGACAGAACCACUAACCGGGAUGGAGUACUGGUGGAUGAGUUUGGCCUUCCUCAAAUUCCAGCUACAUAAUGACAGUGCUACGCCAUCCCAACCCCACAAAAGAUUUGGACAAAUAUUUAAACACACACAAUCAAGAGCGGGACAGACCUUCUAUAUCAAAAUUGAAACAGUCUUUCAUAUCUUGAUCUUUUAUCCUCCUAUUUGGUGUAAUAUUCUUCUGCUUCUUUUUCUCUCAAGGAUAUACACUAGUAGUUGGUUUUCUUUAUACUGCAAUGCUGUCAUUAUUGAAAGCAAAUAUUAAAAGAAAUAUAUAUAUAUGACAAUGUUGGAGGAUUGCAUUGCAAUGUAACAUUGUGUAAUUUUGUUACACUGUUGGUUAAAAACAUGCAACAAUUGAAGCCUAUUUUUGUGACAACAAUGAGAACAGACUGGCUCAGGUAAAAACAAAUGUGCCUGCUUCAUUUUGUUAGAUACACUAAUAAACAAACUCUUAUGUA
Danio aesculapii is the source of this 1207-nucleotide messenger RNA. It is a transcript of the gene chmp5b, whose product is annotated as charged multivesicular body protein 5b. Lineage: Eukaryota; Metazoa; Chordata; Actinopteri; Cypriniformes; Danionidae. Gene Ontology annotation, biological process: late endosome to vacuole transport via multivesicular body sorting pathway; vesicle budding from membrane. Gene Ontology annotation, cellular component: multivesicular body. The record is from RefSeq and is a predicted model, not a curated record.